Molecule: messenger RNA, 4569 nt
Organism: Adineta steineri
Lineage: Eukaryota; Metazoa; Rotifera; Eurotatoria; Adinetida; Adinetidae
Source: the annotation of a GenBank genome assembly
AUGACUUCGAUGAAUGCUAAUGUUCUGCCACCAGAGCGUUCAUUCCGUGAAGUAUCUUCUGCUGUCAAUCCAGAGAAUCAUUCGAACGCGAUUCCAGCUCGACGUCGUCAAAAUGAUGCGGAUGAUCCGACCGUUCAUUUGAAAAAGACGAGAUUAAUCUGUCUCGUAUCUAUAUUAUCUUCAAGGAAUGGAGUCCGAAUAUUUGCUAUGUUCACAGUGAUCAGCAUGGUCAUUGCAAUUUUAAUAGUUUAUUUCAGGUCACCCAAACCACUAGGUAGAACAUGUGAAUUCAUUCUAAAAUCAGAAGCCUACAGUUCUAUUAGAGAUGAUUCUCUUCCGCAUUCUAUCGCCGUCGCUGAUCUCAAUAACGAUGGUCUUCUCGAUAUUGUCGUUCCAAAUUCGGGCGCAAAUAAUAUAGGAGUAUUUCUACGGAACAGUAAUAAUACAUUCAAAGCUCAAACGGUAUAUUCAACUGGUCUUCGUUCAAUUCCUUAUGCGGUAGCUGUUUCUGAUUUUAAUAAUGAUCAACGAAUCGACAUAGCUGUAGCGAAUUUUGGCAAUAAUAACGUGGGUAUCUUUCUCGGAACAGACAAUGGUACUUUCAGAUCGCAAACAAUAUUUUCUACUGGAUCAUCUCGUCCACGAUGCCUUGCUACCGGUGAUUUCAAUAAAGAUGGAAUAAUUGAUAUAGUGGUUGUCAAUUAUGGCACUAACGACAUUGGUAUCCUUCUCGGAGAUGGAAGAGGAAAUUUUAUCAAAUGGACAACUUUUCCCACCGGUUUUGAUUCUAUUCCGUAUUCACUUGCUAUUGCUGAUGUUAAUCAUGAUAAUGAACUUGAUAUUGUCGUGGCUAAUUAUGGUACUAACAACGUGGGUGUUUUACUGGGUCUUGGAAAUGGAUCAUUCAUGAGCCAGACUACCUUUUAUAUUGCCUAUAAUUCUGCUCCAUAUUCAGUUACUGUUCACGAUUUAAACAACGAUACUCACAUAGACAUCAUUGUCGGAUGUUCCAACACCAAUUAUGUUGCUGUUCUAUUGGGUUUCGGGAACGGACUUUUCUCAUUACCGACAAAAUAUUCAACCGGAAACAAUUCUUCACCCCGAUCGAUAACCAUCGGCGACUUUGACAAAGACAAUAAAGUUGACAUCGCUGUGGCCAACUAUGGCACUGCGAGUGUGGGUAUAUUUUUCGGAUAUGGAAACGGUACCUAUUCACAUCAAGUGACAUUUUAUACGAGCUAUGAUUCUCUUCCAUACGCGAUUGUGAGUGGUGAUAUCAAUAAUGACACUCGAUUAGAUAUAGCUGUAGUCAAUUAUGACUAUAACUAUGUUGAUAUUGUUCUUACAUAUAGAAACUAUAGUUUUUCAGACCAAAUUACGUAUCCAACAAUUGAUGUUGAUUCUCAACCGAUUUCUAUCGCUGUUGCUGAUUUCAACAAUGAUAAUCGACCGGAUUUUGUGGUCGUCAAUAAUAACGCAGAUAAUAUAAAUGUAUUUCUCAAUGAUGGUAAUAAUACAUUUUUGAACCAAACUACAUAUUUAACUGAUUCUCAACCGUUAUCAGUUGCCGUCGGUGAUUUUAAUAACGAUACUCACCCGGAUAUUGUCGUUAUCAGUGUUGAAAGUGGUACGAUUGGUAUAUUUUUUGGAUUUGGCAAUGGGAUAUUUUCAAAUCAGACAAUCCUUUUAAAUGAUGAUAGUUCUCAACCAUAUACCGUUGCUGUUGGUGAUUUGAACAACGAUAGUCAACUUGAUAUUGUCGUCGCCAAUAAACUGAGUGACAAUAUAAGUAUAUUUUUUGGUUAUGGAAAUGGUAGUUUUUCAGAUGCACAAACAUAUUCAACUAAUAGCGGAUCCAGGCCAGUAUGGGUCGGCAUUGCUGAUUUUAACAAUGACAAUCGAUCAGAUAUCGUCGUCAUCAACGGAGUCAGUGGUGACGUGGGUCUAUUUCUUGGUUACGAUGAUGAUACCUUUUCGUAUCAAAUCGUAUUUUCGGUUGGUACUGGUGCUGGACCAAAUGGCGGUGCCAUUGGUGAUCUAAAUGCUGAUGGUCGAAUGGAUAUCGUUGUCAACAUUUAUUAUAAUCGUGCUUUUCAGAUUCUUCUUGGCUUUGGGAAUGGAACGUUUGUCAGUAAAACUAUAUAUUCGGUUGGUAGUCUUUCUCGACCAUCUUGGUGCACUAUUGCUGAUUGGAACAAUGAUCAACGAUUAGACAUCAUCGUUAGUAGUUGUGAUACGAACAAUAUACAUAUGUUUGUUGGAUAUGGUGAUGGAACGUUCCUCAGUGAGCAAGCUUAUUCAACUGGUGACGGUUCUUGUCCAUUAGCGAGUGGCUCGGGUGAUUUGAAUAACGACGGAUUAUUGGAUGUCGUUGUCGUUAAUUCCAGAACGAAUACAGUAGGUGUUUUUCUCGAAUUUACUUAUAUGAAUGGCAUUCGUGAAGCGACAUAUGCAACUGGAUCUGCUUCUCAUCCACGAGCGAUUGGCCUUGGUCAUUUUAUUAAUGAUGUUCAAUUAGAUGUCGUGAUGGCUAAUUACGGAUUGGGAAAUGUAGGAUUCCUUGAAGGACAUACAAAUGGAACUUUUCCAAUACAGACAAUGUUUUCGACUGGUGUCUUAUCUUUUCCGACUUCGAUUGCCAUUGAUGAUUUAAAUAAUGACAAUAAACUAGAUAUUGUUGUCGCUAAUCCUUCAAUUGGUAAUCUAAGCAUUUUUUAUGGAUAUGAAAAUGGAAGUUUUGCAAGUCAAAAAACCUAUUCAGUUCAACCCGGUUCUUUUCCACAAUCAGUAAUCUGUGGUGAUUUCAAUAAUGAUAAGAAACGUGACAUUGCUGUCGUUUAUUCUGGCAGUAAUAGUGUAUCAACACUUUUGAGAUAUGAUACUGUAGUGUUGAAAAAGCAAGCAGAAUAUUUUACUGGUACCAGUUCCUAUCCGCAUGCAGUAUCAGUAGGCGAUUUCAACAAUGAUGGUUGGUCAGACUUCGUGACUGUUAACCGAGGUAGUCAAAGUAUCAGUAUUUUUCUGGGAUUAGGCAAUGCCACGUUCUCUGGUCCAACAACCCAUGCAGCUGGUACAGGAUCGCCAUCCUAUGGAAUCGUUGUUGGUCAUGUCAACAAUGAUACCUACCUAGAUAUCGUUGUUAGUCAUUACUGGAGAAACGCUGUAAGUAUUUUUCUCGGUUUUGGUAACGGAACAUUUUCGAGCCCAACAAAUUAUUCAACUGGUGAUCCGUGUUAUCCAAUAGGUGUUGGCACUGGCGAUCUCAACAAUGAUGGUCAACUGGAUGUUGUCGUUGCUUGUGAUAAAAUUGGUGGAAUAAGUAUCCUCCUGGGAUACGGCAAUGGUACUUUCGGCAGUGCAGAUGUCCAUCCUAUUAACCCUGGUGUUAGUGGUGCAAGAUACGUUGCAAUUGCCGAUUUUAAUAAUGACAAUAAUUUAGAUAUUGUUCUGACCAAUGCUGGGACUUCCAGUAUACAUAUUUUUCAAGGGUAUGGUAAUGGGAUUUUUUUCCUAGCAUACAACUAUACAACCGGCGUUAGGUCAAGUCCACGACCAGUCGCCGUCUCAGACUUGGAUAAAGAUGGUCAAAUGGACAUCAUUGUUGGCAAUUCGGGCUCAGAUAAUAUUUGUGUGUUUUUUGGAUACGGCGAUGGUUCUUUUUCUGUUCCUACAUUCCAUCCAAUUGAAAAUGGUUCUCUCUCAUAUGGACUUGUCAUUAAUGAUUUUAAUAACGAUGGUCAACUGGAUAUCGCCGUUGCUAAUUAUGGAAGCAAUAAUUUAGCCAUUCUUCUUAAACUGGUUAAUCGUACGUUUUUCAAUCCAUUGACAUACUCUACUGGUGAUUAUUCUCAACCAUCUUUUCUCGCUGUUGCUGAUUUCAAUAACGACAGUCAUUUGGAUAUUGUCGUUCCCGAUUCGGGUAUUAACAGUGUCAGCAUAUUUCUUGGAAACAUAAAUGAAGAUUUUUUAAUUGCACCAGAUUAUCCCGUUGAAUUGUCUUCGCAACUGACGUCAAUCGGCGUGGGAGAUUUUGAUAAUGACACUCAGUUGGAUAUCGUCGUUGCUGAUAAUGCUACGAACAAUAUUAUGAUCAUAUUUGGAUCUGGUUACGGUACUUUUACGAGACAAAACAGCUAUUCAACUGGCAAUAAUUCGCAUCCAUGUUCGGUUGCUGUUGGUGAUUUUAAUAAGGACAAUCAACUGGAUAUUGUCGUAGCAAAUUCGGGCGCUAACAAUAUCGGGGUUUUUCUUGCCAAUAGCAGUGGAACAUUUCUAAGUCAAAUGGUUUAUUUGACUGGCUCUCAUUCUCAACCAUAUUCCGUUGCUGUUCUAGAUUUCGACAACGAUACACAAUUGGAUAUUGCUGUAGCCAACUAUGGUAGUAGCAGUGUCGGUGUUUUUCUGGGUCAUGGCAAUGGACACUUUUCGGAUCAAAUGAUAUUUUACACUGGUUUUAAUUCACAUCCUUUUGGACUUGCUGUCGGUGAUGUUAACAAUGAUAAUUUCACCGAUAUUGUUGCCAGUAAUAAUGGAUAUGGCAAUAUAGAUAUUCUCAUGAAGAUCUGUUAG